Messenger RNA from Dunckerocampus dactyliophorus (ringed pipefish), 5513 nucleotides. RefSeq names its product unc-13 homolog D (C. elegans) (gene unc13d). The record is from RefSeq and is a predicted model, not a curated record. NCBI's taxonomy places the organism in Eukaryota, Metazoa, Chordata, Actinopteri, Syngnathiformes, Syngnathidae. The transcript has 28 exons. Bases 1657 to 4593 code for a protein of 978 amino acids.
UUUCCUUGUUGUUUUUCUACAUAAAAAUAAUAUAAAUACAACAUUAAUAUUAAAAUAAAGUGCAACCAACAUCUUUUUAGGGUGAAUUAACAUUGGGUUUAUCUGCUUUACCUGCUACUUGCUACUGCAGGAGGUGCCUGCAUGGUCAGCGUUGUGUGGAAUCCCGUGGUGCCUUAGUAGGUGGUUGGAAAGAUUUUUAAUGUAUUUUACUUGACAUUUACAUAUACUACAAACAGCGAGCGACUUAUAUAGAACAUCUCCCUGUUUGCAAAAGCCAAAGUGUUUCCACACGCUGGGCCGCAAUGGUGGCUUAAUUUUUUCUUGCUCGCUGGCGGCUUGUCCUCUGCCAUCCGCCAUGCUACGUUUUGUGUCUGCUGGCCCUCGGCGAUCACGUCAUAGACAGGCAGACUGAAUCGAGUAACGUUUAACGUAUUUAUCAUUAAAAGUGCUGAAAAAACCCACAUACAUCCUGCCAAGCUUAAAUCCAAUACUUUAUUUCCUCGUAUCGAUGCAAUCGAUUACCUUUGAAAUGAUGUUAGAUCAAUAUAUGUCAUCCGGAAUGGCAACUUGCCGAACACAGAUUGAUAUAGUUGGAUCGUAGGAAUAAAAAAUCAAUACAUCAAUGUAGUAGAUGAAUCGUUACACAACUAGUAAGUAGCAGUCAGUGGGGGUGGGCAAUACUGCAAAUGUUCAUACUGAUAUCGAUCCAAUAUCAAGUACAUACAGUUCCAGUAUUGUCAAUACUGACACUGAUGCUUUUUAAAAAUUUCCCAGAUUCUUGUCAUUUUGCCUUUAAUUUGAAAAAUUAAAUAGAGGACAAUGAUUUUAGGCCACAAAAAAUAUUCAUAAGUGAGGGAAGGAUGGAAUGCGAGAUUGACAGGCAGAUUGGUGCGGCGUCUGCAGUGAUGCAGACUCUGCAUCGGUCCGUUGUGGUGAGGAUGAAGCUGAGACAAAAGGCAAAGCUCUCAAUUUACCCGUCGGUCUAGGUGUCUACCCUCACCUAUGGUCAUGAGCUUUGGGUAGUGACCGAAAGGACAAAAUCCUGCAUACAAGUGGACGAAAUUAGUUUUCUCCGUAAGGUGGCUGGACUCUCCCUAAGAGAUAAGGUGAGAAGCACUGUCAUCCGGGAGAAGCUCGAAGUAGAACCGCUGCUCCUCUGCAUUGAGAGGAGCCAGAUGGGGUGGCUUGGCAUAUGGUAAGGAUGCCUCCUGGACACCUCCCUGAGGAGGUGUUCCGAGGCCUCCUACUGGUCAGACAUGCCCAGAACAUGUCCGACCAGUAGGAGGCCUCGGAGAAGAUCCAGAACACCUCCGCAUCCGCCGGGAGGAGCUUAGGCUCCUUCCCCUGCGACCCGACCUCGGAUAAGCAAAUGAAAAGUAUACAUAAUGGUACAAAAAGAAAAGAAAUGGAAAAUGAAAUGAUAAGUAGAGGUUUCCUAGAAGAUUUAGAUCAUUAAUUGGAUGCGAUAGUUCCACAGCUUGUUUUGUCUGAGGUGGACAAAAGAGAAAGCUACAUUGUGAAAUACGCCUUGCUGACCUUUUGAACCCACCCCUAUACAAAAUACCACAGAAUGGAAGUUGGACUACCUCAGGUUCUCAGGUUUUGGACAGGUGUGAUACUACAAGUGUGAACGUCUGAUGGCGCUCACAGCGGGCGAUGCUCAGGUCUUUUCUGGGUUUCAGUGACCCAUAUUGCUUGCUGACCAUACUGGAAGAUGAAGAAGAGAAACGCACACGUCGAUCCAGAUCCAAAGCCUCCAAAUAUGUGGUCAAGGAUGCUGUGUCUGAUGAUAAGAUUUAUCAAACAGACAUAAAGAAGCAAACUCUCAACCCCAUUUGGAACGAAACGUUUAUACUGGAGUUUGAAGACAUUGUGGGCGCUAGCUUCCACCUUGAGAUGUGGGAUAAGGACGAGGAGGUAUCGCUCACUCAGAAACUUGAGGAGUUUAAAACCAACUUUACUAGUAUAACAAGAAUGAUCAAGGAGGCCAAAAAGGAGAAAGGGACAGAUGACUUUUUGGGGAAAAUUGUCAUUAAACUCCAGGACCUACACUGUACUGAAGACAACUGGUACAGGCUGGAGCCCAGAACAGAGACGUACCCUGACCGUGGACAAUGUCACCUGAAGCUCAAGUUUAUCCAUAAAGAGAGAGAUGGGACACUAAGCGCAGGUCGAAACGCUUACAUCAACUACUGUGGGAUUCUGCAUGAGUUUGUCCUGUCUUACAUUUCCAAACAAAAGAGUUGUGCUACGUGGAAAGGAGAAAUGUGUGGCGAGGCGCAGACUCUACUGGAGCAGUACGCUACACAGAACGACCUCUCACCUUUUCUCCAGGAUUUGGCGAAGUGGGUGGCUUACAGUAAGCUGUACCAAAGAUUAGAGGUGGACUCAUCUUUGCUGUUACAGCAGCUCACUAGUGUGGAGUAUCACUGGCAUCAACAGGAGUUACCUCACCAACAGAAACGAGAACUUGGGGACUCUCUUCAUGGUUUCCUGCAAUAUGGACUCUAUUUAGUGUCAAAAUACAGAGAUAUCUUCUCCCCAACACCAAGUGCUACUCCAAAGUUACACACACUGCUCAGAAUCUUGGUUCAAAUCUGCAAGACGCAGGCUUUCCAGAACAUGAACCCAGCUGAGUUUGAGCUACAGGAGGAGGUCACUGAUGCCAUACGGACAGGUACACAGGAGUGGUUUACCAACAAAAAAGGUCUGCAUCAGCCAAUGACCAAGGACUUAUCUGAGAUCUUGAGCGCCCUCUCCAGGUUGAUUGAAGAAGUGCGGGAUGACAUAAAACUCAACAAGGACGUCUGGAAUCGAGUAUUUGUGAGUGCAGUGCAAGUGGAUGUUUUCACAGAAGUCUACAAGAAGUUUGAUUCUCUGCUUGCUACUGAAGUAAGAGAAACCUUAUCACUGAUGGAAGGUCAGACUGAUCAGAGUCUAGCCAACAGCAUGUUUCCUGUUUACCUGAGCUUGCAAGCCAUCCAGAAAGACAAGGCCUUCUUACAGAAAAGGGGUCUACUCAAGCUAACAAACUUUCAUGAGAACUUCAGAGAGGCUCAGCCUUACUGGCUCAACAAGGUGUUUAUCACCACCAUGGACAGAAUGGAGAGGGCUGUCAAGGUGGACCAGCUACAACCCCUGCAGUGUGGGGCAGUGCCCAUUAAACACAGCUCCUCAGCAGUGGACCUGGUGGCAUGUAUCCAGCCGGUGUGUGACCUGUGGAAACAGAUGUCCUGGCCUGACCCUGAGGAGGCGUUCAUGCUCAUGGUCAAAAUCACUGAGGAUGUGUGUAAGAUCGUGGUGACCUACUGUCGUAGUUUGAAGGACCGAGUCCGGAUGCUGUCAGAGAACUCCGACCAUGGAAGCGCAAUCAAUAUGCUGUGUGUAGUGGUGAACGACCUUGAAUACUUGCGGUCUGUCCUGGCGCGGCUUCCCACACAGCUCAACUGGGCUGGGCUUCGAGAGCGCACACAUCACGUCAUCGGGGAAAAUCAGUUCCAGAACACACUGCCAGCGCAGGUGCAGCAAGCUCAGGGCAUCCUCGACCGAGAGAUCCGCUCAGCAUUGGACACUUUGGGUAAAAAGUUGAACACAGACAUUGAGACCCAUGUCAGAGGCAUGACAAGCAGGUGGAGGAUUCCGUCCAAAUCCACAGAAGAAGCUGCAGGCCCCCUCAUGCGCUAUCUGGAACAAGAGCUGCAUUACAUGAAUGAAAAUUUGGUUCAAGAAAACUUCAACAGUCUCCUUACUCCUUUAUGGAACAACUCGGUGAAGAUCCUCCACCAGAUGGCAAAUGAGCACGUGCAGCAAGAAGGGCUGAUGGUGUUCUCUCAAAGGCUGCUCUACAUACUUGAGUGCCUAGAGCAGUGCUUCCAUGGUGAAGGUAAUGGACUUCCACUGAAGAUGCUCCAUUCCGAAGAGUACAAGACGCUCAAAGCCCACCUGACUCAUCACUCGCUGAAUAGCCGCCAGCUUGUGGAAAAGUUCCUGGAAAGAAAAAUAUGGGAGCAGAGAGUGGUUGGCAUUGAGAAAUAUGGCGCAGUCACCCUUCUCACCUCCUACAGGAGAUCUGAUCAAAGACUCCGAGUUGAAGUGCUGAACGCUGUCAGCCUUCUGCCAAUGGACUUGAACGGUUUAAGUGACCCAUAUGUGCAAUUAUGCCUGGAGCCUUAUCACACCUUCCCUCGGGUUGAACCUUGUUGCACUCAGAUCAAGAGCUGCGAUCUUAAUCCACUUUUUGAUGAGGCCUUUGAGUUCCUGGUGGGCCUGGAUCAGUGCCAGGCUCCAGGGGCUUGCCUGGUGGUGACGGUUCUGGACCACGACACCUUGGUGGCAGAUGACUUUGAAGGUGAAGCCUUCCUGUCCCUCAAAGAUAUACCUGGCGUUGCAAGAGGAGGGGAACAAACAGACAGCCUGGGCUCUCAUCCUGACGCCCCGCCUGCCCAAAUACGCCUCCCUCUGACGCAUCCAAAACCCAACGAAGACAACAUCCUGAGGUUACUGGAGUCCAGGAAAAGUGAACGUGAAACACAAGCUUUUGUGAAGAAACGGCGACAACGAGAGAAACAAUCCAAGGAGGGAAGUCAACCAUAACAUGAACACAAUCACACUUUUUCUUCCAAAAAUAUACAAUUUGCUUUAAUGAUCUGUACCAAAAAAACCAAACUAAACCAACUAAUUUGGAAACAGUGGUGUAGGAUGAGUUGUGCCUGCGAAGACAUCAUAACCUCUUUCCAAUCCACUUGGUUUUGUCUAACCAGUGCAAUCGAGUAUGACGUGGAUAAGACUACAAUGAAAUGUCUGAGAAAGCUGUCACAUGGUUCUAAACAAAGAUGGCAGGUAUGAAGAAAAUUGUGUACAAUUGCUAUAGUUACAAUUUUAAAAAGGCUCAUUUAAAAGACUACUACACCAAGUCGACUGAGUAUAUUUACCUUGAUUGUGUUCAUAUGCAUUCCUCUUCAUGUUUCUACCUGAGUGCUUUUAGAGGCUGCAUGUUGUAGAGUUAAUUCUAAAUCUUACAAUACAGUUGCAUUUUUGCUAAAAAACAAAACUCAAUAUCGCCCUAGAUGAGCGCUACCUCAAAUGUUGGCCCCCUUUGGUUAUAGUAAUAUACAAUUAAUAACAGGAUAGAACUAAAUAUGCCCUUUAAAGUGUGUUACACCAUACCUGAAGACUACUAAAACUCAUGAUUAUGUUAAACAAUAAAUAUGUUUCUUAAUCAUACAUCCAUUUACACUGUUUGGUCAUGAUUCUAAAAUUACAUUUUGCCAGAAAUGAUGACACACAAAUUUAUAAAAAGUAGAGCAAAACCCCUAAAUUAAAUGGCAAUUUCUUGUUUGCUGAAAUGAUAGACUAUCCUGAUGGACAGACUGCCACUUGAUAAGUACUCUCGACUACUACAAUGUAAUACGGACGUGUUAUGAAUUGUUAUUUUAUAUAAGGUGAGCCGUUGUGGAUUGUGGGCAUGAUAGUGCACAAGUGUACCUAAUAAAGUCGUCACACUUCCUUGUAAA